AUGAUUAGUGAUGAAGAAUCUAAACUACUGUCAUCUAGUAAUAUAAGUAGUCAUAAAGCUACAUCAUUAUCAGCCGCCGGUAUACGAGCCUUAAUAUAUCAAUUACAAGCAUUAUAUCUUCGAACUCCAGUAAAAUUAUUUCGACCUUCACGAUUUGAUUAUUUAGCUUAUGUAAGAGAAUUAGCUCAUAAACAUAAUAAUAUUAAAGAAAAACCUUAUAGAUUUAGUACUCAUUCAUCAUUAGGAAUGUUAAUUACUGUAGCUAAAAAGGAAGGAUUUAGAUUUAUACCAGAUCAAGUUUUACCUCCAUUAAUAGCAAAUUCACUUACCGGAUUAAUAUUAUAUGGAACUUAUUUAACAGCUUUAGAUCAUUAUAAUGGAUCACAUUUUCAAACUAAUAAACGUCAUGAUUUUAAUUAUUAUUCUCCAAUUGAUACUUGGAAAGCAGGAUUUUUAGCUGGUUCUAUUCAAUCUUUAGCAGCUGCACCAGUUGAUGCAAUUUAUACGAGACUGAAUGUGGCAGAAUUAUUAAAUGGUAAAAAUCAAAACCUUUGGGUUUAUGGUAUAAAUAAAUUAAAAGAAGUUGGAUUAGUUGGAGUAUUUGCUGGUUAUUCAUUUUCAUUUAUUAAAGAAAGUUUAGGAUUUGCCUUUUAUUUUUCAACUUUUGAAAUAGUUAAAACUCAAGGUUAUAAUUGGACUUAUAAAGCCGUUGUUGCUUAUAGAAGAUCUAAAGAAAAAAUUGUUGAAAAAAUUGCAACCAUUACAAAAAUGGAUGAAGAAAAAGUUGAUGAAAAGUUAUUACAAUUUGAAAGGAAUAGAACGGCUAAAAUAUUAAAAUCUUCAUUUAUAUUAUUAGCAGGAGCAUCGGCUGCAUUUUCUUUAUUAGCUAUACAAUAUCCAAUUACAAAAAUUCAAAAACUUCAUCUUUCUCGAUUAGAAGCUUUAGAUAUUUAUAAUCAAGCUGCUAAUAUAAGUAGAAGACCUUUAAUUAAAUUAUAUUAUCAUUCAUAUAUUGAUACUUAUCAUCAAAUACUUAAAAUCAAGUAUAAAUCCAAAUCAUCAUAUUUCAAUCUUGCUUAUAAAGGAUUUGUAAGAAAUGCUCUUAGUACAAUCCCAGCAACUUCUAUAGGAUUGUUGGUAUUUGAAAUUAUGAGAACUAGAUUAUCUGAUAAUUUCGAAGAUUAUACAGUACUAGAGCCAUAG
Molecule: messenger RNA, 1203 nt
Organism: Scheffersomyces amazonensis
Lineage: Eukaryota; Fungi; Ascomycota; Pichiomycetes; Serinales; Debaryomycetaceae
Exons: 1
Coding region: 1-1203 (400 amino acids)
Biological process (GO): mitochondrial L-ornithine transmembrane transport
Cellular component (GO): mitochondrion
Molecular function (GO): L-ornithine transmembrane transporter activity
Source: RefSeq, a predicted model, not a curated record